Corvus hawaiiensis (hawaiian crow) is the source of this 5802-nucleotide messenger RNA. RefSeq names its product ubiquitin protein ligase E3D (gene UBE3D). The transcript has 10 exons. Gene Ontology annotation, cellular component: ubiquitin ligase complex; nucleus; cytosol. Gene Ontology annotation, molecular function: cyclin binding; ubiquitin conjugating enzyme binding; ubiquitin protein ligase activity. Lineage: Eukaryota; Metazoa; Chordata; Aves; Passeriformes; Corvidae. Bases 62 to 1234 code for a protein of 390 amino acids. Gene Ontology annotation, biological process: protein autoubiquitination; protein monoubiquitination; protein polyubiquitination. The record is from RefSeq and is a predicted model, not a curated record.
GCCUGCGCCGGCGGGAGAGCGGCGGCUUCCUGCGCCGUGCGUGGCGCUGCUCCGUGCCGGCAUGGCGGGAGCCUUCCUGAUGGAGAUCAGGCGGGGGACGCAGAGCGCGCUGCUGGUUAUCCGCGCGGCGGCGGAGCUCCCCAGCGCGCCGGUGGAGGUUUCGGUGUGUGUGGAUUCCCUGGAAGUGAGGAGCGGCGGGAGCUGCGAAGCGGCGGCGCUGCCGGCAGGGGUCAGGCUGGCGCCGUCCUCGUGCCGCGGGCUCCGGCGCCUGCGCGGGGACGGGCUGUACCUGCGCGUGCGCCUGCGCGGCCCGCCGCCCGCCGCCGAUGUGGUUUGUCCUUUGAGGGAAAGCUUGAAAUCCAACAAGAAUUACAUCUUUUAUUGUCAGUCCUGUGGUGACAUCAUAGUAAAAGACCGGAAAUUUCUCAGAGUUCUUCCUCUACCAAGUGAAAACUGGAGUGAUUUAGUUGAAGAGUGGUGCUGUCACCCUGACCCCUUUGCCAGAGGCACUUUACACCCUCAGCGUGGUGACUGUUUUCUUGGAGACACUUUUUUUCUGUUGAAUUCAGGAAGUGAAUUACAUGUGCCUGAAUCUCCUGUGUGCUGCUCAGAGGCUGGACAACAUGUUUCUCAGAGUGGCUCCAACUUGAAGUCAAAAGAAAAUACCAGAGUAAUUUGUAAGCGCUGCAAGACAAUGCUGGGAGAAACAGUUUCAUCAGAUACCAUUAAAUAUUAUGUCACUGAGGUGAUUAUUCAACUAGCUGAGGAAAGUUUCAGUCCAACACCAAGGUCUCAAUUUGUACAGAGCAUGGUUGCUCAGUGUCUUUUGGAAUUAUCUUCUGCUAAAAGCACAUUUAGAUUCACCAUAAAAGGAGAUAAUGGAAAAACCUAUAUUCUGAUAUGGCUUUUAAAUUCUGACACAUUGCUGGUAGAGUCUUUAGGAAGUUUGUCCUCCCACAGCAUUUUUACACCAUUUGGAGAUAUCCUCAUGCCUAGCUCUGGACCAGUGGGAACCUGGAAUGCUGUCAAAGUCCUUUACCAGCCAUGCAUUAAAUGCAGGAAUAAGGACCUUGCUGAUGCAUGGGAAAAUGAUAUGGGAGUUCAUCCUUUAAAGUUUCCAUCAGAAACGUGUUUGGAAUUAUUGCUGAUACUGGGUUUGAGUACCGCAUCUCUGCCACCUUCACUUCGCUGCAUGAACUCUUUUCAGGGAAAAAAAGGGAAGAUGAGGAAAUGAAUUUCUUCAGUUAAGCAUUUCUCUGGAAGAACUUGGAAGAAGCACGUUUCUAUAACAGCUGAAGGAGCAAGAAGAAACAGAAAAGAGCAACUGCCGAUGUUUUAGCCAAGCCUAGCAGCAGCCCAUGUCUGCAUUGCUUGUUAUGAUUCAAGUGCAUGUUAAUAGGAGUAAAACUACAUUGGUUUGAAUGCACUGAAUAUCAGUAAUUCCCAAACUCCCAAACAGAGAGCUUCCUGGCUGUGGGCAAACACCAGCCUUGACUUGGACUCUGCAGUGUAACUGCAUUUGAUCAUCACACACUAAUGCCUACACAUGGACUUGCCCCCAUCCCUGCAGCAUGCCAGGAUAUAGGAACACAGCCUGGCUCCUGCCUGGGACUUCUGUCUUGUCUUGCUUGAUUGUAAAGAGACAAAGGAAGGAUUCUGGAGUAGAACCUGGACCAAAAUCUCUCCCUGCACCACUAGAGCCAUUAACUCCAGACCACACAGCUGUGCUGCAAGUGGGAAUGGAAAGGUGAGAAAUAAACAACCUGGCCUUAGAGACAUUAGACUGGAGUGCUGCCAGGGGAAAACAAUGGGAUGACUACACCCUCGCUUAAAAGUUUGCCCAGGAAGCCUUUUGCAGGUCACUGAAAUCUGCUUUCUGCUGACCCUGGAGCUCUUAUUCGGGACUUGUCCUGCCUUUUUUGCACUAUCUAUAGUAGGUAUGUUAGUAAAGGCCCUGGAUAUAAAAGAAUUCCUCAGGCUGUGUUGCUUCAUCUACCGCUAACAUGUCACAUCGUGGUUUGUCCUGCAAGAAUCUGGGCUGCACUCUGAAAUCCAGCUCAUUAUUCAGAGAUGAUACAACAGCUUUUGCCUGUCCUGUUUCUGCAGCUAAUAGAGCUGUCAGCUCUGCUGUCAUUCCUUGUCCUCCCAUCCAGAAACAUAUAGAAUGUCUUAAAGGAAACAGGUCAUCCUGAGACUGACUCUUGAAAUAAAAUUGACCCUUAUUCAAGUGUACAUACAAAAUAGCUUGGACUUUUAGCUUCAAUUGCUAUUUGUAUUUGCCUCUUGUUCCACAGAGAGUUAAUGUGGAUUGAAAAUAUGACAUUUUUCAGGAAAAUAUCUGUUACAGGUGCCAAAGGCUGUUCUGUUGCCAAUGCUCUGUGAUAUUUUCAUGGCAUGUUUAGAAGAAAGUCUUUCCUCUCUGUCUCCUUCAUUUGCCUUAAGCCCAGCAUUACCAUCUCAUUCAAGAGAUGAUAAUGACUGUGUUCACUUGUUGCAUUGGAUGUUUGUGCCAAGGGUAUUUAUGAAUGUUCUAGCUCAUUUUAAAUUCAAACUUCAGUGCCUGGAGACACUUUCAUAGGAAAAGCAAUUGAGUCACCGUAGCAGGGAAGGAGAGGUUCAGCAGGUAAAGUGGCACUCAGUCAAGAAGGUGCUUGUUGGCUAGUAAAGUACAGGGGAUGACAGCUGCUCUGACAAAGUGACAUUUGCAUCUCCAGAAAAGUGAGACUUCUUAAUUUAACUGGAGAAGUGUCAAGAUCAUCUGCUGAGUAAGUUAAAAGGAAGUAAGUUUCAGAUAGAAAGACAGAAAGUUUCUAGAGGGAAAAAUAAAUCUGCUCAAAGCCCCUGGAAAGAAGAUUAGUUACAGAUGGUGGUGUGGAGGAAAGGUUUUUCUCUGACAAGUGCAGCCUGUGACACAUGGCAUGCAGGGAGACAGUGCCCCUGACAUGUCAGAAGACUACCUGCAGCAAAUAAAAGGGAUAUAGAGUAAAAAGGAGCUUUUAUAUUUUUAUUUGUAAGUAGGCUGAUUAUAGCCUUCUUUAUUAUGCCUUAAAACCCUUGUUACUGCAGUGUUUAUUUUGAGUACUGUAAAUAAAUGUUCUCACUUGGAUUUUGCUCAGAUGGAGUUAAAGUACUUGAUUUAAAGCAAGAUGUUCCUUGCUGAAGGCUGCCACAGCCCUAAUAGGCAACCGGAGAUGUGGUUGCCUAGAGGUGAGGAGGUGAAGCCACUUCUUCCCACAAUGAGGGCUCUUGGCAGGAUGCUGGUGAGCAUACCUGAAUCUCGGUGAUCCUGUGGGAACUUGUUACCCAUGCACUUGAAUCAUGCUGUGUUUUUAUUCCUCUUUGUAAGAGUGAGCACCCAUGGUAGGAGUGAGCUUACUUUUCUCCAGUUCUUUCUUUGUUCAUGAGCAGCUCCUGCUUUGCUGGGGGUACAAGCAGUUUACUAGCAAUUAUGUCAGAACGUUUGCUAGCAUCUUACUUUGACUUUUAAGUCGUAAAGCAGCAAGGGGAAUUACUGCUGCCAUCUCCAAAGCAAGGCAACAAAGGCACAGAUGUAAUAAUGCAUGCACCUAAGUACUUGCCCAGUUUUUCUCACAUUCCUCUUUUUGUUUUCCCAAGCAAAAAGCAGACUCCCUAGCAACCAUUUUAAGGCUGAGGGCACACUGAAAGCAAGCUUGACAAAUGAAAGUAAAAUGCUGCAGCAUGUGGGACUGGUGGAGCAGCCCCGUGGAAUUAUCAAACCCUCAUUGUGCACAGCCCCACUGGGCUGCAUCCCUGGGGGUUACAGGGAUGGGAAAAAUGCAAGCAGCCACCUAAGCUGGUAAAGCAGGAGGUGCUUAGGAGAGAGGCUCCUGUGUCUUAGCAACUCAGAAUCCUUUCCCAGAGUUAAGUGCUGUGCUUUUUUUUUUUGCUUUUUUUUUUGCUUUUUUUUUCUUUAAGAAAGUGGUAGUGAACAUUAGGCUUACUUCUUAACAGGAGUGGAGAAAUGAAAGUCCCAGUUUUAAAUGCUGACCAAGUGGGCAGGACACUUACCUGGGCUGCAGGAAGCACAGAUUCAGAUCCUACCUUUGCCUGAGGAGAUCUGACCAUCAGUGUGUUGUGAAUAGACUCAUGGCCAGGAUGGGGUGUCUGAGACAGAACUCUGCCUAGUGGUGUCAUCUAAAGACUCAGUGCCAGCCAUGUAGUCCUGCCCUCUUCUCCAUGCCAGCUGUGAUGGCUUUCUAACCACACAGCACACUGCUACAAUUCACAAAGCAGGAGACAUUCACCUUGGUUUUGUUGCUUUAAUUUCUCCUGGAAGGGGAGAAAAAAGGAAGACACAGGUGCUGAAGAGCAGGACCUUGUUCCUUGAGUAUCAAUGACUGGACGGACCCAGUUGCACCAUUUAUGAUCUCACCUGUCAAAGCUGCUCACUCAACAUCUCACGGAACUGCAAAAUGUACCCUGAACUUGGUAAAGACUCUUUAGCCCAUAGCUGAAAUGCUCAUCUAUUAAAGGUGAGACAUGGGCUUUCUUCUCUUGUCAUGUAUUUCCCACUGUAUUUUUUUUUUCACUUGAAAUCAUACUGAGCACAUUUCAGUUGCAUACCUGUCAUAUACAGUAAAACUGAGAUUCUGCAGUCUUAAAUAACUGGCCAGGGCUCCCAAGCAGAGAAAUGUAGGAUUGAUUGUGUUUUGACUCACAUUGUGUAAUCUUCAGUUAUUAAGUAAACUAGGGCAGCUGAGCACUCCCUUCCAAACUCAAUAACAUGUAUAAUUUUGAGGAACUUUAGCAAAUGUCCUGGUUGCCUGCCCGUGGCGUGCCUUCCCAUAUCACUCGUGAGUACUGAGCUUGAUAACAGAUAGCUAGAAGUCUUCAUGUUCUCAUCUGUCAUUUUGUGCUCCAGUGGGUUCUACUAGCAACAAAUGUUAUUAGAAAUGUAUCAGCCCUUGGAGGAGAUGCAUAGGAAAAUAAUAAGGUGAAGUAAGUGUCAAAUGUCUAGCCAAGAUGAUAUUAAUACCAAUCCCCACUAAAUAAACUGUCAAACCUGUCAGUGUGACCAUCAGGCAGGGAAGUUAAAAGGUAAAAAAGCAAUCAGUGUAGCUGACUUUUAAAUAUAUCUUCCAGUUCUUAUCAAAAAUGGUUGUCAUCAUUCUUGGGGAUCUUUAUAGCAAAAAAUAAAGAGGCUGUAUAAAUGCCAGAUUUUUUUUCUCCAGAGAUUUUUUAGUGCCAGUGAAAACUUGCUGUUGCCCAGAUCCAUUAGUGUUGGUAGAGGCUGAGCAUUAGAGAACCAUAUUCUAUCCCCACCUCCAUGUACUGUUUAGAAACUUGAGUGAUUCAGAACAUCCACUGUCUGGUGUCCAUGGUCAUGGCAUAUUAGACAGGCAGUGACUAAAAUAAUUUCAGUGUCCAUGACAGGCAUCCAUAGCAGGAUGUUUGAAUUCAGCCCUAAAUCUUUUUGAUGGUGUUGAAAUCCUUACAGGAUAUCAAAUGUGUUACUUUUUUUGGAUUGGAAAAAAUUUUGAAGUUUUAUGUAAAGUACUAUGUGGUAGAACUAUGAAGGCCAAACUUGCCUAGUCACUGAGCCUGAAAAUAUUAAUAUGCACAAGGGUAAUAAAUCCUACUGAGUUACUUCACUUUAAAUAUGGUUAUUGAGCCAAUUAAAAGUGUAGUCCUCUUGAUUUCAGUUACCUUAUUUCUUAUACAUACUCAACUUAGUCCUACCAAACUUGCCCAAAAUUACAUGAUAGCACUCAGAUACUCCACAACUGACUGUUCUCCAUCAAGGCACAGUCCUGAUUUGUUAUUAAAUCAAUGCUUAUUUUA